AUGUGCACGCGCCUGCUGAGCCGGCGCGGCCUGCGACGCGGCGCGCGCUCGCGCUCCUUCGCGCCGCGGGAUCUGCUCGCCGCCGCGCCCGCGGAGAACGUGAGUAGCGCCGCCGACCGGCGAGAGCGCCGCGGCGGCGACUGGCGGCUGACCGGCGCGGCGUGUGCGCAGGUGUACGCGGACGUCGACGCGGCCGGGCGCCUGCGCGCGCGCGGCGGCGUGGCGCGCGCCGUGCGGGCGGCGCGGCUGGCGGACGCGGCGCCGCACGCCGACGCGCUGCUGUGCGCCGAGCGCGCGCCCGCCGAGCCGCGCCUGCGCCUGCGCCUGGCGGCCGACGCGCCGCCGCUGGCGGAGCUGCGCCUGUGGUUCGACGAGCGCACGCUCGCGCUGCUCGACAUGCCCUUCCUCACGCUGCGGAACAUCACCGCGUUCUCACCCGCCGGCCGCCACGCCUACGUGUGCCACGAGUGCGGCGCCACCUUCGAGCAGCCCAACCCGCUGAAGACGCACCUGUUCCUGGCGUGCGCGCCCUUCGCGCCCGCCGCCUUCUGGGCGCGCUGCGCGGCGCGGCUGGGCGCGCCCGGCUCCGCGCCCGCGCCCUCGGCCCCGCCCGCGCCCCCGCCCGCGCCCGACCCCGCGCGCCUCGAGGCGCUGGCGGCGGCGUGGGGGCGCGCGCGCGGCGGCCACGUGUGCGUGUUCUGCGGCAAGCUGUACUCGCGCCGCUACGGGCUCAAGAUCCACAUCCGCACGCACACGGGCUACAAGCCGCUGCGCUGCCGCCACUGCCUGCGCGCCUUCGGCGACCCCAGCAACCUCAACAAGCACGUGCGCCUGCACGCGGCGCCGCCCGCCGCGCCGGCCGCCGCGCCGCACGCGUGCCCGCUGUGCCGCAAGCCGCUGGCGCGCCGCCGCGACCUGCUGCGCCACCUGCGCGCGCAGCACGCCGGCGCGCCCGCCACGUGA
Molecule: messenger RNA, 963 nt
Organism: Pararge aegeria (speckled wood butterfly)
Lineage: Eukaryota; Metazoa; Arthropoda; Insecta; Lepidoptera; Nymphalidae
Gene: Prdm13
Product: zinc finger protein 574
Exons: 2
Coding region: 1-963 (320 amino acids)
Cellular component (GO): nucleus
Source: RefSeq, a predicted model, not a curated record